Messenger RNA from Scophthalmus maximus (turbot), 5399 nucleotides. RefSeq names its product LON peptidase N-terminal domain and ring finger 2 (gene lonrf2). The coding region runs from base 997 to 3312 and encodes 771 amino acids. Gene Ontology annotation, molecular function: protein binding. The transcript is spliced from 12 exons. NCBI's taxonomy places the organism in Eukaryota, Metazoa, Chordata, Actinopteri, Pleuronectiformes, Scophthalmidae. The record is from RefSeq and is a predicted model, not a curated record.
GACGUCAGAGAGGAAACGCGACACAGCCGUUAGCUGCCGAGGGCUAAGCUAGCGAGGCUAGCAGCGACCGAGACGGGGUGUGCGCGUGUCCUCACCGGGGAUUUCUUUAAACAAACGAUUUUCUUUCUUCCUCUUAAAGACGAGGACGUGGCACACGGAAGCGCUAAGUCGUAUGAUUUCUUUCGGGGUGGAAAAGAGUUAGUUUGUGGAGCUCGACGCUAACGGUUUAGCUAGCGCUAUCGGAUGCUUCCGGAGUCUCUCACAUGAACAACAACGACUUGAGCGAUAACGUGUGUUUUGUCUGGGGUCUGUAGAUUAAAACGUAUUAAUGUCUAAUCUAGUAUCAACUGUAUAUAAUUCUAAAUGUCCGUCUCGUGUGUUUAAUGCACCCGAACGCCGAGUUGGGCGAAAUAGACCAAAUAGGAAACUAAGCAUCUUACAUGCUAACGUGAAAAAAGCUCGGAGGAUUUUUUUACUCUGAUGUUUCUAUACUACACAUUAAAAACACGUGUUAUAGAAUCGUUGUUGUUUUUUCUCUGUCGAACAUAAGCGGAUGGGGAGGAGGAGGGGGGGGGCGUUCUAUUUGUACCGGGGCUGAGUUGAUCGGACCGCCCCUCGCUUGUCAGGGCAGCGACGGCGGUUUGAUAACGACAAGGGCUCGUUUGUAAAUAACAGCGACCUCCCGCCUCCCGGUGUUGACAGGCUGCGGACCCACUUCGCAGCCGGGGCGGACGCAGUCUUCUCGUACUUCCACCAUGGAUCAGCAGUGUUACAUAGACGUGCUGUUCCGUCGGGGUUGAGGUCGCGCGGUUGCGGAAUUAAGUCGUAACCUAGUUCCGGUGACCCGCUGCGGGAGUCGGGCGAAGUCGCUCCGACAACAACGAGACGUCACAGGACUGCGCGACUACUGUGGCGGGUAUGAUUGUGCCAGACCGACUGUCAGGGAAACGGUUUAGUGUCUGCGGGGAGGAGAAGAAGUAGAAGAAGAAGAAGAAGAUGGAGACGGGAGUACGGUCCCACCAGGGCGAGCUGCUCGUCCACCCGCUCUCCAGCUCCGGGGCCGCGGGCAUCUGCCCCGAGAUGCUGGAGGUGGCGGAGGAGGCGAACCGGGCCGGCGACUUCGGCCUGGCCGCGGAGAUCUACAGCUCCCAGCUCGCGGAGCUGCCGCAGCCGGACCGGGGCCUGUGCCUGCGGAAGGCGGACUCCCUGGCCCGCGCGGGGCGCAUAUCCGAGGCGCUGGACUCGUACUGCGCCGCCGCCGGGCUCGCCAAACUGCACCCGGAGGAGCUGCCCGUGCUGGUGGAGUCCAUCGCGCGGACGCUCCGCGAGAGGGAGCCGGGCAUCCCCGGCGACGGGGGCGGGGACGCGGCGGGGGACGACGGGGACGACGGGGACGCAGCGGCGCUGGACCUGUUCUCGUGUCGCCUGUGCAGGUGCCUGCUGCACGAGCCCGCCACCGUGGAGUGCGGCCACACGUUCUGCAAACGCUGCGCGGAGGACGAGGGCGUCCGGGACUGCGUGCACUGCGGCCAGACGCUGGCCACGAGGGACGGGCCGCCGAACGUGUUCCGACUCAACGUGGUGCUCGGCGGCCUCCUGGACAAGCUGUUCGCCGCCGAGAGCAAAGCGAGGGGGCUGUGGGUCGACGGGGAGCUGCUGUGGAAGAAGCGGAGCCUCGCCGGCGCCCUGGAGAAGUACAGCGCCGCGCUGGAGCUAGUGCCCUCUGCAGGCCGACUGCUUUGUCAACGUGCCGAGCUGCACAUGGAGAUGAGGAACUUCAGCGAGGCGGUGCAGGACGCCAGCAGCCUCUGUCGAACAAAACCUCUCUGGACAAAGGCUCACUAUCUGAAAGCCACGGCGCUGAGUAAAGCAGGCCGCAAUGAUGAGGCCCUGCAGGAAUACUUGGUGUGUGUGGCGCUGAAGCCUGACUGGACCAAAGUCAAACUGGAGGCUCAGAAGGUGCUCAGCGAGCUGUUCUCCUCCGUGUUUGAGAACGAGGACCUGCCGACGCCACUGCAUCCUCUGCAGGGGGGGUUGGACACUCGCCUCAUCAAACCCCCUGCCCUGCUCAGGUCCCUGAGGCCGCUCACACAGAGGCCGGGCUCAUCCUCCUCACAGGACUCGGAGUUCAGUCUGACGAAAAGCGGCGCGGUUGACAACUCGCCCUCCAGACUGUUCGCCCCGACGCCCGGAAAAUCAGACCCCGCUGCGGAGGAGGGCACUACCAAGAGCCUGGGCGGCGUACUGGCCGCGCUGCGGGCGCCCCCCGGUGGCCUUAAGAGGAAGCUCAGCAGCGACGGACCCUCUGCGACCUUCAACCCCCCCUCCAAAGUGCUCAAACCUGAUGAGGCGAGCAGCUUUCAGACGGUCUCAGUGUGCAGAGGACGAGUGGUUCCUGUUGAGCUGUUGGACAGUGGAGACAUGGAGUGCUCGCUCUGCAUGAGAUUGUUCUACGAGCCCGUUGCCACCCCCUGCGGUCACACCUUCUGCCUCAAAUGUCUGGAGCGCUGCUUGGACCACAACCCCAACUGUCCUCUGUGCAAGGAGAAUCUGUCCGAGUAUCUAGCCACCAGGGGUUACCAAAAGACCCUGCUAAUGGAGGAAGUGCUGCAGCGUUACCUGGGAGACGAGCUGGCCGAGAGGAAGAAAAUCCACGAAGAGGAAAUGACGGAAUUGUCCAACUUGAACCAGGAAGUGCCCAUCUUCGUGUGCACCAUGGCCUUUCCCACAAUCCCCUGCCCGCUGCACGUGUUCGAGCCGCGCUACCGCCUCAUGAUCCGCCGCUCCAUGGAGACCGGCACCAAGCAGUUUGGCAUGUGCAUCGCUGACGAGCUGAAGGGAUUCGCCGACUACGGCUGCAUGCUGCAGGUGCGUGAUGUGAAGUUCUUUCCCGACGGCCGUUCGGUGGUCGACACCAUCGGCGUUUCGCGGUUCAAGGUCGUCAGCCACGGCCAAAGGGACGGUUACCACACCGCUAAGAUCGACUACCUGGAAGACAAAAAGGUGGAGGGCGACGAGCUGGUGGAUCUUCUGAAGCUACACGACUCUGUGUACGAGCAGGCCAACGGCUGGUUCACCUCACUGAGAGACAACAUGAAGAGCCAGAUACUCAGCCACUUUGGAAACCUCCCUGGCAAAGACCCCGACCCACAGGCGAGUCCCAGUGGCCCGGCCUGGUGCUGGUGGCUGCUCGCCGUCCUUCCGCUGGAGAACCGAGCCCAGCUCACCAUCCUGGCCAUGACCUCCCUCAAGGACCGCCUCAUCGCCAUCCGCCGGGUUCUCAUCUUCGUCACGCGCAAGAGGCCGCGGUGAUCGCAAGAGCACACGGACCGGAAAUGUUUGGGCUUCUAUGCAGUUCAACGAUUCAUUCAUUCAGUCAUUCAUUCAUUUGGUCAUUAGCUCAUUUACUCAUUUAUACUUUGUUAAGUUCGGGGUAAAGACGCAGUCCAGCGGAGCCCUGUCACUUCCAUUUAGGUCUCUUCUGGACGAUCAUCUUGACUCUUUCCUGAAGGAACAAAAAACAGACAGAGCGGUUUCGGUCGUUGAGAAAGACACCAAACCCCCUGACGGCUCCUGAUGCUGCAACAUCAGUGUGCGAACGAACGAGUGAGUGUGUGUGUGAAUGGGUGAUUGCGAAAUACAGUCUUAAGCAUGUGUGAGUGGCAGAGAGACCAGAAAAGCUCUACAUAAAUGCAGUUCAUUUACCACUUUGCCAUUACAAAAGGCUGUGUGAGCAGGAAAGAAUGGAUUUUCCGACAGGAAAAGAAGAAAAACAGUAUUCCACACAAGCUGAAACAGAAGUGGGCCGUCACGGAGCCGUGUAGCCUCCCACGUCCACGACUCUGAUGGCUUGUACAAGUGUGGAAUCAAAAAACUGAAACCUGAAGCAAAACACUACAUGUGAAUGUACUGGUCUGGCUGUAGAAUGUGGAUGUCUUUUUUUCUUUUUCCUCUUUUUUUUUCCUCUUCUUUUCUUUUUUUCCCUCCUACAUUUGGUCCGAGAUAAACAUGAGGUCUCACUGCAACAGCUGCCUCACGUGAAAAUCUUCCUGACUGAGCCAAAGAGUUCAUGUGCUUAAAACCUGGAACUUUCAUAUCUCAGCGGUGGGCACCCACGUGUUGUCUGACUACGGAAAAGUAUUGAGGAUUGUGAUCAUGUCCAUGAUGCUCACACACUAACAAGAAAAACCUGACAACUAGAGAACAACUCUACAACAACGUGCUCCACCCGUCAUGAAAGAAGAUAAGUCAGAAAAUUGAGACUCCAACUCCCAGAUACAGUUGAUGUGGAACAGUAAUGUCCUCUCGUAGCAUAUCUCCGGACUUCAAAUACAGACUUAGUUAUAGGUAGUCUAUUUUCUUUUAGUUUCUCUUUCUCUCUCAUGGUGAAAUUCAAAGUUGGGUGAUUUGUAUGUUUAUCAAUGUAACUCGGAGGCCUUUUUUUAAUGUUUUAUUUAAGGAACGUGUCUCUCUCUCUCUCCUCUCGUCUCUCUCUCGGUGCAUUUGAAUGCUCACUGUAAUGCAGUUUUCCCGUGCUGGAAAUUGUCCUGUGGAGUUUUUCUCCCAAAAACAAAUUAUAAACAUUGCGUUUAUAAUGAUCAGUGUUUCCCAUCAAAACAUAUUGAACAUUUCUUUUCAUUCUCAUAAAGCCAAGCAAUUUUUUUUUUUUUUUUUAAGGAAUAUUUUUGAUCUUGCAUUGUUGAUUCUUUUACACGGGCGUGAAUGUUUUAUAUCUGAAGUGCUGCGAGUGGUCAAGACAUCAACUGGAUACUUUGAGGAAAAUUGAUGAAAGGUUACACAAUAAUGAUUGAAAAACAUUGGAGGGGUGAUGCAUACCCUGCACACGUUGUAUAUACAUCACUGUUGUGUUUCCCAUCAAUUGCCUAGACACAUGUUAAUUAUGUUAUGAAAGGUUUUUUUUUUUUCUCCGUUUAUUCAUCGUAUAGCUGUGUGCAGCGCACUCUGCCAGACGGACUCACUCACUCUCAUUCACACAAACACAUUGACCCAAAGUUCCUGCCGAGUUAUUCCUCUGAACAACAUCUGACCUUGGUCACAUUCUUCUCCAGUGUACCUUUUAAUGUCUGUCAAUGGUUUAAAUUUAACUCUGCAAGUCCUAGAAUUAUUAAAAAUGGAAUACCAGCUGCAGAAACUCCCAAUAUUCACCACAUUGUGUUUAAAACUUUAAGCCGUUAUCAUGGGACAGUUCUGGUUGUGAUCGCAUUAACAGCGAGCAGGAAAAAUGCACAGUUUCUCUGUAUAAUUCUGUCCUUCCAAAACGUUUGUGACUCCACUGCAGUCGCUGGCUCUCCACACAAAUGUGCUGCAUUUCCCUGGUAUAUUUGUAAAGGGAGCUCUUAUACCUUUUUUUAUUUGAAAUAAAGAAAAUCACGUAUUUA